CACCUAAUACACUUGCAACACCUCCAAAUACACUUGCAACACCUCCUAAUACACUUGCAACACCUAAUACACUUGCAACACCUCCAAAUACACUUGCAACACCUCCUAAUACACUUGCAACACCUCCAAAUACACUUGCAACACCUCCUAAUACACUUGCAACACCUAAUACACUUGCAACACCUCCAAAUACACUUGCAACACCUCCUAAUACACUUGCAACACCUCCAAAUACACUUGCAACACCUGAUACACUUGCAACACCUAAUACACUUACAUCACUUCCUAAUACACUUGCAACACCUCCAAAUACACUUGCAACACCUCCUAACACACUUGCAACACCUUCAAAUACACUUGCAACACCUAAAACACUUACAACACCUCCUAAUACACUUGCAACACCUAAUACACUUGCAACACCUCCUAAUACACUUACAACACCUCCAAAUACACUUGCAACACCUUCUAAUACACUUGCAACACCUCCAAAUACACUUGCAACACCUUCUAAUACACUUGCAACACCUCCUAACACACUUGCAACACCUCCUAAUACACUUACAACACCUCCAAAUACACUUGCAACACCUUCUAAUACACUUGCAACACCUAAUACACUUACAACACCUCCUAAUACACUUGCAACACCUAAUACACUUACAACACCUCCUAAUACACUUGCAAUACCUAAUACACUUGCAACACCUCCAAAUACACUUGCAACACCUAAUACACUUACAACACCUCCUAAUACACUUGCAACACCUAAUACACUUGCAACACCUUCUAAUACACUUGCAACACCUAAUGCACUUGCAACACCUAAUACACUUACAACACCUCCUAAUACACUUGCAACACCUAAUACACUUACAACACCUCCUAAUACACUUGCAACACCUAAUACACUUACAACACCUCCUAAUACACUUGCAACACCUAAUACACUUGCAACACCUUCUAAUACACUUGCAACACCUAAUACACUUGCAACACCUAAUACACUUACAACACCUCCUAAUACACUUGCAACACCUAAUACACUUACAACACCUCCAAAUACACUUGCAACACCUCCUAAUACACUUGCAACACCUCCAAAUACACUUGCAACACCUCCUAAUACACUUGCAACACCUCCUAAUACACUUGCAACACCUAAUACAUUUGCAACACCUCCUAAUACACUUACAACACCUCCAAAUACACUUGCAACACCUCCUAAUACACUUGCAACACCUCCUGAUACACUUGCAACACCUCCUAAUACACUUGCAACACCUCCAAAUACACUUGCAACACCUCCUAAUACACUUGCAACACCUCCAAAUACACUUGCAACACCUCCAAACACGCUUGCAACACCUCCUAAUACACUUGCAACACCUCCUAAUACACUUGCAACACCUCCAAAUACACUUGCAACACCUCCAAAUACACUUGCAACACCUAAUACACUUUCAUCAUCCUUUAAUGUAUCUUUAUCUCUCCUUCAGUUUCCCUUUAUAAAAAGAUAA
Molecule: messenger RNA, 1520 nt
Organism: Procambarus clarkii (red swamp crayfish)
Lineage: Eukaryota; Metazoa; Arthropoda; Malacostraca; Decapoda; Cambaridae
Source: RefSeq, a predicted model, not a curated record